AUGGGUUUGUUUGAAGCUUUUCUCAAUUGGCUUCGUAGCCUCUUCUUCAAGCAAGAAAUGGAGCUUUCUUUGAUAGGACUUCAAAAUGCAGGGAAGACAUCACUUGUAAACGUUGUUGCAACCGGUGGAUACAGUGAAGACAUGAUUCCUACGGUGGGGUUUAACAUGAGGAAAGUGACAAAAGGAAACGUUACAAUCAAACUAUGGGAUCUUGGUGGUCAACCAAGAUUCCGCAGCAUGUGGGAACGUUAUUGCCGCGCUGUUUCCGCCAUUGUGUACGUAGUUGAUGCUGCAGAUCAUGACAACCUAAGUGUAUCCAAAAGUGAACUCCAUGAUUUGCUGAGCAAGUCUUCUCUUAACGGUAUCCCUCUGCUGGUUCUUGGGAACAAAAUCGACAAACCUGGAGCUCUCUCUAAAGAAGCCUUGACAGACGAAAUGGGACUUCAGUCGCUUGCAGAUAGAGAAGUAUGCUGCUUCAUGAUAUCCUGUAAGAACUCUACCAACAUUGAUCAGGUGAUUGAUUGGCUUGUAAAGCAUUCAAAAUCUAAGAACUAA
Messenger RNA from Microthlaspi erraticum, 555 nucleotides. NCBI's taxonomy places the organism in Eukaryota, Viridiplantae, Streptophyta, Magnoliopsida, Brassicales, Brassicaceae. The record is from the annotation of a GenBank genome assembly.